GGUUGUACGUUGGCCUUUUUUGUUGCUUACUUUGUUAGCUCCAAUGGGCCACGUUGGAACUGACUCUGGAUGGUGUUGGCCAUCAAGCGAAAACCUGCCAGAAAGUCGAUUCAGUGCCAAAAGAAUUCACUAGGCAAACCUCGUACUAAUCGAACUCUGGAAAGUGAGCAGCGCUGCUGCAGAAGAACGUUGAAAAGAUGUCAGCAAUCAGUUUCCGUUAAAGUGGUUCAACGAAAUUCACCUACAAUGCGGGACUUGGUGUGUGUAAAGGAUUUUGAGGAGUUUGCCUACAAAGUCCUGCCGAGGAACACUUUGGACUACUACCGAAGCGGCGCUGGCAGGCAGGAGACUUUGGACAACAACAGAAGGGCGUUUUCCAAAUACAAAAUCCGCCCGAGAUGCUUGAGAGACGUCUCAACCAGAAGCGUAUCCACCACUGCUUUGGGAGCCAAGCUGCUAAUGCCUGUGGGAAUAUCGCCAAGUGCCAUGCAAAGAAUGGCGCAUCCAGAGGGAGAAUGUGCCAAUGCCCGAGCCGCAGAAUCCAUGGGUACCAUCUUCAUACUAAGCACGAUAGCUACGAGUAGCAUAGAAGAAGUAGCUGAAGCUGCGCCUAAAUGCAUCAAGUGGUUCCAGCUGUAUAUCUACAAUGAUAGAGAAGUCACCAUCAACCUGGUAAAGAGGGCGGAAAAGGCCGGAUUCAAAGCCCUGGUGCUCACUGUGGACACCCCGAUGUUCGGCCUGAGGACGGCUGAUCUCAGAAACAAGUUCAAGUUGCCUCCGCAUCUCAA
Messenger RNA from Dendroctonus ponderosae (mountain pine beetle), 788 nucleotides. RefSeq names its product 2-Hydroxyacid oxidase 1. Gene Ontology annotation, molecular function: FMN binding; oxidoreductase activity. The record is from RefSeq and is a predicted model, not a curated record. Lineage: Eukaryota; Metazoa; Arthropoda; Insecta; Coleoptera; Curculionidae.